CCGGAAGCAGCUCCCGAACGGGCGCUUCCCCGGCAUCUUCCGGAUAACGCGGGGUUGCUCUUCCCCGUCGGGAGGUCUCGACCCUAGAUUCUGUCCCCGUCCGGGAGCACCUAGGUCUGCUGCUCCUUGUCGGCCCCGAGACCCCUGCCUCCGGCCUCUUGACCACGCAGCACCGUGGUCCAAAUGUCUGCAAAAUUGAGAAAGUCCUCACUCCUUCCACAACCUUUAGAGGAGUCUGACAGCAUUGUGAUAGUGAAGAUGGAAGAGGAAGAGCAGAUCUGCGAUGUAGAUUCCAGCCCUGCCUGGAGCACCUGCUGCAGCCCGGAGACCUUCCGCCAGCGGUUCAGGCACUUUGGCUACCAGGAGUCCCCGGGACCCCGGGAGGCUCUGAACCGGCUCCGGGAGCUUUGCCGUCAGUGGCUGAGGCCCGAGGUGAACUCCAAGGAGCAGAUCCUGGAGCUGCUGGUGCUGGAGCAGUUCCUGGCCAUCCUGCCUGAGGAGCUGCAGGCCUGGCUGCGAGAGCACCGCCCCGAGAAUGGGGAGCAGGCCGUGACCAUGCUGGAGGAGCUGGAGAAAGAGCUUGACGGGCCAACUGAGCAGGUCUUUUUUGGACAAAAUGAGGACAUGCUUGCAGAGAAGUUGACCCCUUGGGAAAUUCAUCAGGAGUCACCAAAUAGCCAGAUCAAGCCCAUAAAGAAGCAGCUACCAUUAACCUCACAGGAGUUUCACUCAAGACAAAAAGCUAAAGACACCAAAACUAUCAUUGUGAAUCCAACUUUGGGGCAAAAGACUUCUCCAGCCAUAGAACUGCAUUACGAUAUUUCUGACACCCUUCCUAUGAAUGCUUCCCAGAGUUUCACAUAUAGAAGAGCCUGUGAACAAGAGAGCGGGUUUGAAAGAAGACAGAGAAACCCUUCUGGAAAAAAACAACAUAAGUGUGAUGAAUGUGGCAAAAUCUUCAGUCAGAGCUCAGCUCUUAUCCUACAUCAUAGAAUCCACAGUGGAGAGAAACCUUAUGCAUGUGAUGUGUGUGCAAAGGCUUUUAGCCGAAGCGCAGUCCUGAUUCAGCAUCGAAGAACUCACACUGGGGAAAAACCCUACAAGUGUCAUGAAUGUGGGAAAGCCUUUAGUCAGAGCUCAAAUCUUCUCAGACAUAGGAAAAGACACACUAAAGAAAAAGUCCCAUCAGUGUUAGACCAGAUCACACGUUUAUCACUGUCCUUAAACCUGCCUGUAUCAGGAAUGCUUCUGGAUGCAAAAUCCAUCUUUGAUGGUUUAAACAAGCAGGCACGAGUGCCGUCCCAGCUCCAGGAAUGGCACCCAGCAACGGCAGAUCCUUUACCAGGAAAAGCAGGUGAGGCAAGAGGCCUCGUCAAAACCCCAGAAGCAAUGAAGACCUGUCUCACAACAGCCUCCUUGGAAGACAGAGACCUGAGUGGCAAACAGCCUUACUACAGCUCCUCGCAAGCCUCUCCUGCUCUCACGUUCUGGGAGGACCACAAGGUGUUCUGCCAAGACUCAAAUCAGCUGCAGUUCAAGCCUCACCUGUGUGACCUAUGUUGCUGGUUGUCCAGCACUGAACUCUGGGUUCUCCGAGAGAGGCGCAAGGCCAAGCGCAGCCUCAAGGCGGUCAUUGUCGGCGCACCGCCCCUCCCCCGCCCGGAGCGCCUCUCCAUGGCAACGCGGGGCUUCGCCUCUCCCCGCCUCCUGGGACCCGCAGACCGGAAGCAGUCCGCGCCGGGGGCUUCUGGGAAACGGCUUGCGAGCGGCGUUUCUGCGUCUGCUUUGGACAGCGAAGCUGCUGCGGAUCCCGAGUUAGAGGCCUGGCGUCUCGCGGAGGGUUCUGGGACUCGUUUUGGGCGGAGGUGGGAGAGGGCGGGCCUUGCGCGGGGCCUGCCGGGGCUUGUAGUCUGGCUGGUCGCGGGCGGAAGUGCCGUGGCCCCUACGUUGUUUGGUCAGUGUGGCUUUUGGUCAUCCGAAAUCCGCCGCUGUGAGGGCGGCGACGAGGUGCUGGAGGACGUCGGGGCGGGGGCGGGGUUUGCAGUGGAACUCUGCGGGAGUGAAGCGAGAUCACCUGCGACGCGGCUCCCCGCCCAAACACGAGUGAUCGCAGGCCUGCCCACCUUGAUGUCUGCACAGUCCGUGGAAGAAGAUUCAAUACUUAUAAUCCCAACUCCAGAUGAAGAGGAAAAAAUUCUGAGAGUGAAGCUGGAGGAGGAUCCUGAUGGUGAAGAGGGAUCAAGCAUUCCCUGGAACCAUCUUCCUGAUCCAGAAGUUUUCCGACAGCGAUUCAGGCAGUUUGGCUACCAGGAUUCACCUGGGCCCCGUGAAGCUGUGAGCCAGCUUCGAGAACUUUGCCGUCUAUGGCUCAGGCCAGAGACACACACAAAAGAACAGAUCUUGGAGCUGGUGGUGCUGGAGCAGUUUGUUGCCAUCCUGCCCAAGGAAUUGCAGACGUGGGUUCGAGAGCAUCAUCCAGAGAAUGGAGAGGAGGCAGUGACGGUGCUGGAGGAUUUAGAGAGUGAACUAGAUGACCCCGGACAGCCGGUUUCUCUCCGUCGACGCAAACGAGAAGUUCUAGUAGAGGAGAUAGUAUCUCAAGAAGAAGCUCAGGGAUUACCAAAUUCUGAGCUCGAUGCUGUAGAGAACCAGCUCAAGUGGGCAUCCUGGGAGCUCCAUUCCCUAAGGCACUGUGAUGAUGCUGGUAGGACUGAAAAUGGAGCCCUAGCUCCAAAGCAGGAGAGUCCUUCAGCGGUAGAGUCUCACGAAGUUCCAGGCGCUCUCAAUAUAGGCGUUCCUCAGAUUUUUAAGUACGGAGAAGCCUGUUUCCCCAAGGGCAGAUUUGAAAGAAAGAGAAACCCCUCUCGAAAGAAACAACAUAUAUGUGACGAGUGUGGAAAACACUUCAGUCAGGGCUCAGCCCUCAUUCUCCAUCAGAGAAUCCACAGCGGGGAGAAACCCUACGGAUGUGUUGAAUGUGGGAAAGCUUUCAGCAGAAGCUCUAUCCUCGUGCAGCACCAGAGAGUUCAUACUGGAGAAAAACCCUACAAAUGUCUUGAAUGUGGAAAAGCCUUUAGCCAGAAUUCUGGGCUGAUUAAUCAUCAGAGAAUCCAUACUGGGGAGAAACCUUAUGAAUGCGUUCAGUGUGGGAAAUCAUAUAGUCAGAGCUCAAAUCUUUUUAGACAUCAGCGAAGACACAAUGCAGAAAAACUUCUGAAUGUUGUGAAAGUUUAAGAAAUUACAAAAAAAAAUCAGCACUCAGGUCUUUUUCUUCAGAAAUGAAGACAAAAUUAAAAACAUGAGAUGAUACAUAGUAGUUUUAUUUCCCUAUAUAGACUGUUAGAAAAUCCACUGGGAAAUAGAGAAAAUAUUCACCCACCAUUAUUUUAUUUUACCUUGAAAGAAAUAUCAUACCUGCCUAGAAACUGAAAUUUUAAACUUAAUUCAGGUAUUAAUACCUAAAUCUUCCAUGCGAUGUUUAUAUUAUUAUUUUUCCAAAUAAUGAACUACCUGAUUCUUUGUCCCUUAAGAGUUUCUUUUUUAGACAGACAUUAUUUCUGUGUUGAUCACUGAAAUGUUCUUUGCAAGGAUCCAUUCCCUUCUACAUUAAAAGGCAACAUAGGAAUUCUAAAAUCUGAACACCUAAACCAUUUUUUAAAAAGGUACCCUUCUGCUUCCUUUUACCUAACUUGAAUAUGCAUUCAGAAAAUAGAAGAUAAAGGAUGACCAAAAGCCUCAAAGUAAAAUGAGCCUUAAAACUCAGAUGAGACGUGAUGGUGGUAAAAC
This is a messenger RNA of Suricata suricatta (meerkat), 3786 nucleotides long. RefSeq names its product zinc finger protein 24 (gene ZNF24). NCBI's taxonomy places the organism in Eukaryota, Metazoa, Chordata, Mammalia, Carnivora, Herpestidae. The transcript has 13 exons. The coding region runs from base 184 to 3234 and encodes 1016 amino acids. The record is from RefSeq and is a predicted model, not a curated record.